AAAAUAUUAACUAGUGCGUGGUUUUAGAUUAUACGUCAUUUUAUUAUUAUCCCUUGUGUCCUACAAAAGGAGCUGGGUACGAUUUGGGAUUCAGCCGAACAGAAAGAAAGUUUUAGUGUGUUUAUAUCGUGUUUAGCUUCUAUUUAUGGACGUUUUACAGCGAUGUAGAAGGAACAAAAGAAGAUCCUCGAGGAGAAACAAUGACAGGAGACUUUUAAAAGGAUAAGAAAUGCUGUAGUAAAGGAUUAAAAUGCUGUGUUUAGAUAUUAUAGCUUUCUUGUUCCUGCUGUGCUGCUGUGGAGUUCAGGCUAACAGACGAAAUGUGCUUCUUAUCAUUGCUGAUGAUGCCGGUUUUGAGACGGAGGUCUAUAAUAACUCUGUGGUUCGAACUCCACACCUGAAAGCUCUGUCUGAGCGCAGCGUCAUCUUUAAAAACGCUUUCAGCUCCGUCAGCAGCUGCUCCCCCAGCCGCUCCACCAUCCUCACCGGCCUGCCACAGCACCAGAAUGGCAUGUACGGCCUUCAUCAGGGCGUGCACCACUUUAACUCAUUUGAUGAAGUCCGCAGUCUUCCUCUGCUGCUGAAGCAGGCCAACAUCCGCACCGGGAUCAUUGGGAAGAAGCACGUUGGUCCAGAACCCGUUUACCCUUUCGACUUCGCAUACACCGAGGAGAACAGCUCGGUCCUGCAGGUCGGACGCAACAUCACCCGGAUUAAACUCCUCGUCCGGAAGUUCCUGAAAGGACAGAAGGAGGCGGAGGCGGCUGGAGGAGAGGCACCGCCGUUCUUCCUCUACGUGGCUUUUCAUGAUCCGCACCGCUGUGGCCACUCCCAGCCCCAAUACGGAUCUUUCUGUGAGAAAUUCGGGAACGGCGAGAGCGGAAUGGGGAGAAUUCCAGACUGGAAGCCGCAGUACUACACGCCGGACCAGGUGAAGGUCCCGUACUUCGUCCCAGACACCCCAACAUCCAGAGCAGAUAUAGCAGCCCAGUACACCACGCUCAGCAGACUGGACCAAGGUAUUGGUCUGGUGCUGCAGGAGUUGAGGGACGCUGGGUUUGAGAAUGAAACUCUGGUGAUUUACAGCUCUGAUAACGGAAUCCCGUUUCCUAACGGACGCACCAACCUGUACGGAUCCGGAGUGUCUGAACCCAUGCUGGUGUCUUCACCUGAACACCGGCAGCGCUGGGGCCAGAGCAGCCACGCCUACGUCAGCCUGCUGGAUCUCACUCCUACUAUCCUGGACUGGUUCUCUGUGCCGUACCCCUCGUACAGUCUGAGCCGGCGGUCCCCGGUGCAGCUCACCGGACGCUCCCUCCUCCCCGCCCUGUCCUCAGAGCCGUCCUGGGACACGGCCUUCUCCAGCCAGAGCCUCCACGAGGUCACCAUGUACUACCCCAUGCGCUCGGUGCACCAGGGCCGCUACCGACUGCUGCACAACCUGCACUACCGCAUGCCCUUCCCCAUCGACCAGGACCUCUACGUCUCGCCCACCUUCCAGGACCUGCUGAACCGCACCCACGCAGGACAGCCCACCGGCUGGUUCAAGACUCUUAAAGAGUAUUACUACAGGGAGCGCUGGGAGCUGUUCGAUACUCACUCAGACCCCAGUGAGGUGAAGAACCUGGCAGGAGAUCCAGCUUAUGGUGGAGUUCUGGAGGGGCUGAGGGAGCAGCUGCUGAAGUGGCAGUGGCUGACUGAGGACCCGUGGGUUUGUGAGCCAGACGCUGUGCUGGAAGCUAAACUGGAGCCUCAGUGCCGACCACUGUAUAAUGAUCUUUAAAGGAAAAUAAUCUGGGGUUUGUGCGGGAUUUUAUGGGGGGUUUUAUCCUCUGUGAUUUUAUUGCCGUCCAGAACGAUCAUGUAUGUGUUUUUCUUAGACGUCCUCUGAGAAAAUUACAGACUGAAUUAUCUACUGUUACUCUCUGUGUAGAUUAAAAUCCAACGCUGGUCUGACUUUCAAAAAAAAAUUUGUUUUUUAUUUGAACGCUUCACCCAGCUUCACCAUUAGAAAGGAAACAUGGCGACACCCUUACAGUCAAUACCACCAUUAAAUACCAAAUACUAAUAAUCUGUAUACAGUAAGAAUUCCAGGUCCUGUAUACAGCAUUUUGAUCCAAUGCUCAGUUUUUGUAUAAACUUUGCUAAAAUCAGAUUUUUUUCCCCCAUUAAGAAUGAAGGGGGUACAAAAUUUCACGCCCAUCUACUGUACAUCUAUAUAAAAUUAUAAACAAAUUGGCCAAAUCUAAAGUUAACAUCACCACCAAUAAAUACCUUAAGAGUCUGUAUUCAGUAUAAGGCUGUAAGAAAAUAUACUGAUAUAUCAAAGUGUCGCAAUAUUUAGUUUUUCAAUUUUGUAUCGAUUUUCAGAAAUACAGUAUUUAUAUAUUAUCAUUAGCUCAGAUGUAAAGAUUGGUGUCAGAAGUGGUUCAUUUUGGGUUGUGAUUAAACUGUGACCACCAGAUAGCAGUGUUGUAUUCUGGCGCUAGAUCCAUCCACUGUUCUGACUGGAUAAAAAAAGUAAACUUUUCUGUUAUUCAGAUUUUAUAAUUGUGUUAUUUAUGCUAUAGCAAUUUGCAGUAUAUUGUGCUGUUUACAGUAUUGCAAUACAGCUGUGGAAAAAGUGAAAUUCUGAAUUUCAGACCUCAAAUAAUGCAAAGAAAACAAGUUUAUAUUCGUAAAGUUUUAAGAGUUCAGAAAUCAAUAUUUGGUGGAAUAACCCUGGUGGUUUUUAAUCACAGUUUUCAUGUAUCUUGGCAUCAUGUUCUCCUCCACCAGUCUUAAACACUGCUCUUUGAUAACUUUAUGCUGCUUUACUCCUGGUGCAAAAAUUUAAGCAGUUCAGUUUGGUGGUUUGAUGGCUUGUGAUCAUACAUCUUCCUCUUGAAUUCUUUUUGACUACUUUUUCAUAGUUUUUUUGUACAUUCCUAUUGCUGAGACCAUUUUAGUGGUCAAACAAUAAAUACAAAUACAAUUAA
Molecule: messenger RNA, 2978 nt
Organism: Astyanax mexicanus (Mexican tetra)
Lineage: Eukaryota; Metazoa; Chordata; Actinopteri; Characiformes; Acestrorhamphidae
Gene: sgsh
Product: N-sulfoglucosamine sulfohydrolase (sulfamidase)
Exons: 7
Coding region: 251-1783 (510 amino acids)
Biological process (GO): heparan sulfate proteoglycan catabolic process; glycosaminoglycan catabolic process
Molecular function (GO): N-sulfoglucosamine sulfohydrolase activity
Source: RefSeq, a predicted model, not a curated record